Sesamum indicum (sesame) is the source of this 1290-nucleotide messenger RNA. It is a transcript of the gene VDAC4, whose product is annotated as voltage dependent anion channel 4. NCBI's taxonomy places the organism in Eukaryota, Viridiplantae, Streptophyta, Magnoliopsida, Lamiales, Pedaliaceae. The record is from RefSeq and is a predicted model, not a curated record. Gene Ontology annotation, cellular component: mitochondrial outer membrane. Gene Ontology annotation, molecular function: voltage-gated monoatomic anion channel activity. Gene Ontology annotation, biological process: monoatomic anion transmembrane transport.
UCAUUUUCUCUCACUAUCGCUCAACUGCUGGCCUUUGGUUUCUUUAAGCUCCUCCUAAAACCCUCGACUCUCGCUCUUCCCAAAGUUCGCAUACAUUCAACAGUAAACGUCGUCGUCGCCUCUGGUCGCUGCCUGUCGGCGAUCAUCGCUUCCGCCGAAUUUGACCUGAACCUGUCAUUUUUUGUGAAAAACAAAAGGCAAUGGCCAACGGUGCAGCUCCAUUUUCAGAAAUUGGCAGGCGUGCAAGAGAUCUUUUGAGUAAAGAUUACAAUUAUGAUCAGAAGUUCUCCCUCUCAAUUCCAAGCUCUACUGGAAUGGGACUUACAGCUACCGGGAUAAAGAAGGAUCAAAUCUUUGUUGGUGACAUAAGUACUCAGUACAGAAGUGGAAAAGCCACUGUUGAUGUUAAAGUUGAUACCUAUUCUAAUAUAUCCACCAAGGUGACAUGUGACGUGGUGCCUGGAACAAAAGCAGCAAUAAGCUUCAAUGUUCCUGAUCACAAGUCUGGCAAGCUUGAUGUGCAUUAUCUCCAUCAUCAUGCUGCCAUCAAUUCCAGUAUUGGGCUGAAUCCAAGUCCCCUUCUGGAGGUUGCUGCAGCAAUUGGCUCCAAGGAUGUAGCUAUUGGUGGUGAAAUCGGAUUUGAUACCUCCUCUUCAUCUUUUACCAAGUGCAAUGCUGGAAUAAGUUUCAGCACGCCAGACUUUUCUGCAGCCCUUAUGUUGACUGACAAGGGACAAACGGUGAAGGCUUCGUAUGCGCAUUUGGUUAACCCGUUGACUGGAACAGAGGUUGCUGCCGAGAUGACCCACAGAUUAUCUGGUUUCGAGAAUAGCUUCAGCAUUGGAAGCGUCCACAAGGUUGAUCCUCUCACGUUAGUGAAAACCAGAUUCUCAGACAACGGAAAGGUUGCUGUACUGAGCCAACGGCAAUGGAGGCCUAAUUCAAUUGCAACAUUUUCAGCAGAGUACGACACAAAGGCCGUCAACCAAGCUCCAAAGUUUGGCCUUUCCAUUGCUCUCAAACCCUGAAUAUGCUGUCACCUCUGCUGGGCUUCUACUUUCAUGAGUUCCAUUUGAACUUGGUACAUUUUUUAACUUCCCAGAAGGCUUAAAUUUUCAUUAAUCUGUGCGGGAAAUCAGACCCGUUUUUGACCAUAUUGAUAUGAUGAUAAAUGUCAAAAAGAAUUUGUUACAUGAAAAUGGAUAUUUGUUGUAAUUCAGGCCAGUAAGGCAAUAAUGAAAUUUUCCAGUUGGAGUUCUAUUUGCCAGUGCUGCUUUUGACUGGUAUGUA